This is a messenger RNA of Cylas formicarius (sweet potato weevil), 784 nucleotides long. RefSeq names its product zinc finger HIT domain-containing protein 3. The transcript is spliced from 3 exons. Gene Ontology annotation, biological process: box C/D snoRNP assembly; maturation of LSU-rRNA from tricistronic rRNA transcript (SSU-rRNA, 5.8S rRNA, LSU-rRNA); snoRNA localization. The record is from RefSeq and is a predicted model, not a curated record. Lineage: Eukaryota; Metazoa; Arthropoda; Insecta; Coleoptera; Brentidae. Gene Ontology annotation, cellular component: pre-snoRNP complex; nucleus. Gene Ontology annotation, molecular function: protein binding. The coding region runs from base 258 to 641 and encodes 127 amino acids.
AAAAUACUUUAUUGACCGAACAAUAAAGAAGAGGAGAAAUUUAUUUAAGAAAUAAAUAAUCUAUGCAUUCUAAAUUAUCAAAAAAAAUUUUAAACCGAUGUAGAAUUCAAAACAUUUAUCUGUGGCUUUUAAUAAUGUUUAGAAAUUGCCUGAAAAACAUACAUUUUGGAAAAUGAUUUAAUAGUAACCCAAACAUUGGACAAAAAGUUCAUCUCGAGUACUAUUUAUUAAAGUGUUAAAUCAAUAAUCCCUUUACAAUGAAUAAGACUUGUUCAAUUUGUGGUGGAAAUGGAGUUUACAAGUGUCCUAUAUGUUUAAUAUUUUAUUGCUCCGUAAAGUGCUGCAAAAAACAUCGCGAAGAUAAAUGUGAGGUUAUACAGCGCGAAGAAAAACCCAUUGAAAAAUCAAACGAAAAACCAGAAAAAAGCAAAGAAGAAAUUUCUGCUGAACGAUUGGAAUUACUUAAAAAUAGUGAUGAAGUUAAACAGCUACUUACAAAUAAACACCUACAAGAUCUGCUGAUAACUAUUGAUCAAGCAGAAAAUGCUGAAGAGAUUAUGCAGAAGGCAAUGUUAGAACCAAUUUUUGUGGAAUUUGCAGAUGCUUGUUUAAAAGCUGUGGAACCUCAGACUUUGGACUAAAAACAAUUUACAAAAUAUUUUUCUUCCAAUAAUUUGUCUAGUUUAAAGGUUAUGUGUUUUAUUGCAUAAACCUUCAUAGUUAGACCGUCACCAAAAGUUUAUUGGUAUAUGUGUAAGGCAUAAAUUUCAGUGACUGGAAUUAA